Molecule: messenger RNA, 453 nt
Organism: Cetraspora pellucida
Lineage: Eukaryota; Fungi; Glomeromycota; Glomeromycetes; Diversisporales; Gigasporaceae
Source: the annotation of a GenBank genome assembly
AUGAACAGAUAUAAGCAACAAUCAUUAGCUGAAUCUAAACUCCAACGGUUAGUGGAACUUAACCAAAGACUUCGUAGGGAACUAGAUCAUCCACGAAUACGUGUUAGCGAAGCUAGCAAUAGGAAUACUAGAGAUUUCUUGGUUCCAUCAGUUUGGGGGUCUGUCGAUAGGCGUGAUGACCCAUAUGCAUCAUCAAAUAUUUUCAAUAAUACAAAUUUUUUGCCACCUUUUGACAAUAAAGAUAGUAAUAGUAUUAUUGAUAUAAACCUUUGUUUAUCAUAUUUCAACCUGAUAGAUAAUGAUAUUGUUAUAAAUACAGAUCUUCUAAUGUUUACUGAAUAUAACAAUAAUCAUCUAUUAUUUUCCAAAUAUGGUGAUAAUUCUUUGUUUGAGGACAAAGAUACAAGCAGCUCAUUACUUUUUGGAAAUGUCAAUAAUCAUAAUAAAAUAGAU